UCAGGCCGGAGGACCAUGAGAGGGCCGGAGCCAGGGCCGGGACCUGCGAUGGAGUGGGACGUGCUGGAUACUCUGGAGGCGCUGGGGUAUAAGGGACCACUGUUAGAAGAGCAAGCCCUUGGCAAAGCAGCAGAGAGUGGACUGUCUUCACCUGAGUUUUCAGAGCUUUGUAUUUGGCUAGGCACGGAGAUAAAAUCAUUAUGCAACUUGGAAGAAAGUAUCACUUCAGCUGGGAGAGAUGAUCUUGAAAGCUUCCAGCUUGAGAUAAGUGGUUUUUUAAAAGAAAUGGCAUGUCCAUAUUCUGCACUCAUAUCAGGGGAUGUUAAUGACCGUUUAAAAAAGAAGGAUGACUGUUUGAAACUUCUGUUAUUUUUAAGUACAGAGCUUCAAGCUUUACAGAUAUUACAGAACAAGAAACUUAAAAGUUCUCAACUAGAUAAAAAAAGUGAAAUUUACCAAGAAGUUCAAGCAAUCUGUGAUACCCUUGCUGUACCCAAGUCAACAACUUCUGACGUUCCACUCAUGCUAAGCCAAGUGGAAGCAAAGGUGAAGGAUAUUCUUGCAAAAGUCCAGAACAAUCACGUGGGGAAACCACUGUUGAAAAUUGAUUUAAAUCAGGAAAAGGCGGAACAGCUAGAAAAAAUCAAUGAUGCUCUCUGUUGUGAAUAUGAAUGCCGUAGGCGCAUGCUAGUGAAGCGUUUAGAUGUGACAGUGCAGUCCUUUGGGUGGUCGGAUAGAGCAAAGGUUAAAACAGACGACAUAGCAAGAAUUUACCAGCCUAAGCGGUAUGCUUUGUCACCCAGGACAACUAUUACGUUGGCACAUUUGCUCGCUGCUCGUGAGGAUCUAUCUAAGAUCAUCAGGACCAGUAGUGGCACCAGCCGGGAGAAAACAGCAUGUGCCAUUAAUAAGGUGCUGAUGGGAAGAGUACCUGACCGUGGAGGAAGGCCGAAUGAAAUUGAACCUCCCCCGCCUGAAAUGCCCCCUUGGCAAAAGAGACAAGAUGGCGGCGGAAGGGGUGGUUGGGGUGGUGGAGGAGGUGGUGGUAGAGGAGGUGGAAGGGGUGGCCGGGGAGGUGGUGGAGGAGGAGGAGGAGGUUGGGGAGGUGGUGGUGGUCGAGGAGGGGGGUUCCAUGGUGGAGGAGGUGAUGGAGGCCGAGGGGGCUAUGGAGGGAGAGGAGGCUAUGGUGGGAGAGGUUAUGGAGAUCAUCCUUAUGGGGGAGGUGGCGGUGGUGGAUAUAGAAGAUACUAAAAAUGAUAGGCAUUAGGAAGCAGUGCUUACUUCUGAUAGAUAUAUUAGCAUAGUGUUUUACAUACGAAUAUCAUCGUUGAAGUAAACCUAGUAGACAUUCUGAUACCAUUCUUGAAUUGAGUUGAUGGGUCAGAGCAUUGUUUUAUACUACCAUUUGAUCUCUUGCACCAAGUGAUGCCCCCCCCAUGUUCUAUGUACCCUGCGCAUGCUGUAUCUUUCUAGAAAACGAAAAAUGAACAAAAAUAAUUUCUAAAAAUGUAAAUAUUUAUUACUAUCCAACUUGGAAAAAUGGAAACUAUUUUAUUGUCUUGAUUGAAUUUAGAUUGUUAACCUGUAUUUUAUUUAGGUUUGAGAGCAAAAUGACCCCAUCUGUAAUGGAAAGUAAUAUAGAUUAUCGUCUUACUCGUA
Molecule: messenger RNA, 1659 nt
Organism: Echinops telfairi (small Madagascar hedgehog)
Lineage: Eukaryota; Metazoa; Chordata; Mammalia; Afrosoricida; Tenrecidae
Gene: TSLIG3B
Product: family with sequence similarity 98 member B
Exons: 8
Coding region: 16-1251 (411 amino acids)
Cellular component (GO): tRNA-splicing ligase complex
Source: RefSeq, a predicted model, not a curated record